AGGGGCGGGGGUUGGGAAGAUGGCGGCUCCCAGCCUCCUCAACUGGAGGCGGGUUUCCUCCUUCACGGGGCCGGUCCCCCGCGCCCGGCACGGACACCGGGCCGUGGCCAUCCGGGAGCUGAUGAUCAUCUUCGGAGGGGGCAACGAGGGCAUCGCGGACGAGCUGCACGUCUACAACACGGUUACCAAUCAGUGGUUCCUACCAGCUGUUAGAGGAGACAUCCCUCCAGGCUGUGCUGCCCAUGGAUUUGUCUGUGAUGGUACCAGAAUAUUAGUAUUUGGGGGAAUGGUUGAGUAUGGAAGAUACAGCAAUGAGUUAUAUGAGUUACAAGCAAGUCGUUGGUUAUGGAAAAAAGUAAAACCCCACCCUCCUUCUUCUGGUUUACCUCCUUGUCCUCGGCUUGGACAUAGCUUCUCUUUAUAUGGUAACAAGUGCUAUUUGUUUGGAGGCCUAGCAAAUGAAAGUGAAGAUUCAAACAAUAACGUUCCCAGAUAUUUAAAUGAUUUCUAUGAGUUGGAGCUACAGCAUGGUUCUGGUGUGGUGGGUUGGAGCAUUCCAGUAACUAAAGGAAUUGUGCCUUCUCCAAGAGAAUCCCACACAGCUGUCAUAUAUUGCAAAAAAGAUUCUGGAAGUCCUAAAAUGUAUGUUUUUGGUGGAAUGUGUGGUGCUCGCCUAGAUGACCUAUGGCAACUUGACUUAGAAACUAUGUCGUGGUCAAAACCAGAAACUAAAGGGACAGUGCCACUUCCACGAAGCCUUCACACAGCCAGUGUCAUAGGAAACAAGAUGUACAUUUUUGGUGGAUGGGUUCCUCAUAAGGGGGAAAAUACUGAAACUUCACCUCAUGAUUGUGAAUGGAGAUGUACCAGUUCAUUUUCUUACCUAAAUUUGGACACAGCAGAAUGGACUACCCUAGUAUCAGAUUCUCAGGAAGAUAAGAAAAAUUCAAGACCAAGACCAAGAGCUGGACAUUGUGCUGUUGCAAUUGGCACUCGAUUGUAUUUUUGGAGUGGAAGAGAUGGCUACAAAAAAGCACUGAAUAGUCAAGUCUGCUGCAAGGAUCUUUGGUAUCUUGAUACUGAGAAACCUUCGGCACCAUCACAAGUACAACUGAUCAAAGCCACUACCAACUCCUUUCAUGUCAAAUGGGAUGAAGUGCCUACAGUUGAGGGCUAUCUUUUGCAGUUGAAUACGGACUUGCCAUACCAAGCUACAUCAUCAGAUUCUUCAGCAGCAGUAAAUAUGCAAGAAGAGGAGAAAACUUUUGUGAUCAGUGAUACAAUGAACAGUGCAAAAAUUGAACAUACAUCUGUGAAAGGAACUUCGGUGAAAAACAAACCUGAUCUCAAAGCAUCAACUGAUUCUAAUGCCAUUUUACAUUCAUCUUUGGCAACUAAUGCUUCUAAUCAUAAUAGUUGUGUGAUGGAUAUGCUAAGGAAAAAUGAAGGUCCUCACACUUCAGCAGAUAUAGGUGUUCUAAGUAGUUGCCUGGACUUAAGAACAGUAAUCCCUGAAACUUCUGUAUCCAGUACUGUUUCCAGCGCACAAACUAUGGUAACCCAGCAGACCAUUAAAACUGAAUCAUCCAGUACAAAUGGGGCAGUUGUUAAAGAUGAAACUUCACUAACAACAUUCAGUACCAAAUCUGAAGUUGAUGAAACAUGUGCACUGCCUGCAACUAAGAUCAGCCGUGUAGAGGCACAUGCUGCAGUGAUGCCAUUUUCUAAAGAGACUCCUUCAAAUCCAGUGGUCACAAUGAAAGCAGGAGAACGACAGUGGUGUGACGUAGGAAUUUUUAAAAAUAAUACAGCUUUGGUGAGCCAGUUUUAUUUGCUGCCGAAAGGGAAGCAAAGCAUCUCAAAGUCUGGAAAUGCAGACGUGCCUGACUACAGUUUACUUAAGAAACAAGAUCUGGUUCCAGGGACAGGAUACAGAUUCAGGGUUGCUGCCAUCAAUGGUUGUGGAAUAGGCCCUUUCAGCAAAAUCAGCGAAUUUAAAACAUGUAUUCCUGGUUUUCCUGGAGCUCCUUCUGCAGUCAGAAUUUCUAAGAAUAUUGAGGGUAUCCAUCUUUCCUGGGAACCUCCAACUUCACCUUCUGGAAAUAUUUUGGAAUAUUCAGCCUACUUGGCUAUUCGCACAGCACAAAUACAAGAUAACCCAAGUCAGCUUGUGUUUAUGAGGAUUUACUGUGGUCUUAAGACAUCAUGUGUAGUAACUGCUGGGCAACUUGCAAAUGCCCAUAUUGAUUAUACAUCCAGGCCUGCCAUUGUGUUCAGGAUAUCAGCAAAGAAUGAAAAGGGAUAUGGACCGGCUACACAAGUUCGAUGGCUUCAAGGUAACAAUAAAAAAGCACCUUUAAAUUGAAUUUUUUAAAACUGAAGCUAUUGUGAUGAUUAUUUAUUAGUAACUGGUUAUGAAGAUUUGUCAUUUAAAAGAGUAUUCUCUCUGUAUUGCUAGCAGUUUUGAAUUUGAGUUUGUAAGUUGUUCUUAAAAUGUAUUUGCUUAAUUCUAGAUCCAAAUAAAAAUAGAAAAGAAGCAAAGACUCUCUGAAAAUUAGUAUAUGGAUUCUUCCUUACAGUUAUAGCUCUUUUAUAAAAGAAAAUAGUAAAAUUAAGAUAAAAGCUAAAAAGCUUUAUUACCCCAAUAUCUUUUAUAAAGACCAUGUAACUCAGUCAUCCUAGAGUUACUGAGAUGAUUCUAGUAACUGGCUGUUGUACACUGUGCCGUCUUAUAUAGUUAAUAUUCUCUACAUUGUAAAGGCCCUGUCUUUGAGUUCUUCUCUGACUUUAUUCUAUACGAGCUGUGGUCCUCUAACAACUAUCUUCUACUGGAUGAUAUUUGUGAUACUAAUUUUUAGUAGCCAUUUAAUCCAUUUAUUUAUUUAUCUACAGUUAGCACAGAACUUAAGAAAUAAAAAAAGAAAGAGGCAAGUUCAGAAACUCUGCUUUUGAAUUUUUAUUAUUUUCCAAGAAUCAUGUCCAAAAAGAAUAAUGGGUUCUCUUGAUUCAUACCAGGCUGAUAUACUGGAAUAUAUUUUUGGCCAAAGCACUUAACUUAACCUGGUCCUGAAUUUCCUCAUCAAUAGAUGAAGGAGUUAAAGGAAUUUAUUCUUAGGGUCCCUUUCAGUACUGAAAUUCUGUAUUUUCAUCAGAAGGAAGUAUAUCCCUAAACAUUUUAACAUUUGUCUUAAUGGCUGUAACUUUGUUUUUGCUGAAACUAAAACAUUCAUAAUUUAAAAUUCAAAAUUAAAGUACAUGUUCUCCUUAUUGCAGAAAGAAAGAAGCACCUUAAAGGACACACGUUUUGAAAUAGUGUUUUAAACAUUUGUAAGAUUUUUGUAAAUGCUCCAAAUGUUUUAUUUUUGCAUUGUUUUUACCUUGAAAUUGUAUAAACUUUUUUACAACUGAAAUAUAAGCAUUAGACAGCUAACUCAGGUUCCAUUACAACCUUAAAGAUGCAGAUAGGCAUUAUGGAUACUCUGCUACAGGUAACUUGUUUUAAACCUUUUAGAAAUUUCAUAGUCCCACUGCCUAUUCAAAUCUGGAAUGAAUAUACAGAGCAAUAAAAUAAUUGCAGAAAAGAUAUUUCAAGCUAAGAGCUGCAGUAACUGCAGGGACAUAGGUCUUAGCUUUUUAUACUGUGUAACCUUAUGCCAGUUUAGGUUGACUGAGUAGCUAUGUCCUCAAACUUCAUGUAUAAUACUCCCAGCAAAGAUGGAUUUAAUUGUGCAGAAUUGAUAUAUAUGUAUGUUCCAGUUCUUAAUUUAAAGUGUAUAGAAUAUUUUAAUAUAUAAUUUUUGUAAAGAAUUGGGAUUUUUAUACUACAGUGUUUGUAAUUAAUGUGUCUCACUAAUUAAGUUUCUCUUGAAGAAAAUAUGCAAACUGUUAGACACGUAAUGAGUGAUUUCCAAACUCUAAAGGUAAAAUAAAUGCACUACUAUGGUGUUAGAAUA
Molecule: messenger RNA, 3953 nt
Organism: Manis javanica (Malayan pangolin)
Lineage: Eukaryota; Metazoa; Chordata; Mammalia; Pholidota; Manidae
Source: RefSeq, a predicted model, not a curated record